GACAAAUAGAAGUUCGCGGGGAGACAAAACUGUUUGGGUAGGUGGUCACCUUAUCAAGCGCGACUAGACCUACACGCAUAAAGGGUAUGGAUAGUAUGGUUUGCUGUACAAUGACGAUUUAGAGAUGGGACGAACACCGAAAGCGAGACACUCAAUAAAAGGUCAGAUUACUUCUUGAACCUUAGCAUUUGGUGUCCUAAGAGUUAAGUACUUGGCCAUAUGUUCGUCCACGCAAGCACUUCUAUCUAUUGACAGAUGAGACGACUCUUAUGUUGUAUACGGCCUGCUACAUUUGCAGAGCCAUCCCCUAUAGUAGAGCAGCAGUCUCUCGCUGGCCCGGCAAACGACCGCGCCACGUGUAGGUCCGUGACGCCUAGCUCCUCAACCGAGACACCUGCGUUGCCGCUUGAGCUAGGAAGCGGAUGCGUCUCAGCAGCUCGCCAACAGACGUCAACCAACUUGGCGCUGCCGCGAGCAAUACAACAAAACUUUCGUUUUUCUGACGAAUGCACAGCCGCGAGCGCCUUUUCUACAGCGCCAACCAGCCCAUCCCUAAAUCCAUUCACAUACUUUUUACCUCUUGUGAGCGACGAGCAGGACGGUCUCUGCCUGGACGCGGAUGCUUUGGGAAGCAACGUUUCGCCGCAACCCUCCAAGCUCGAGUUUGCUGACCUGUGCGGGUCCUUAGAGGACCUCACCUACCUAGGAGAGGGCUCAAACGGUGUGGUGUACUCAGCCUCAUGGCAUGGAGCGAGGGUUGCAGUUAAGUUCCUGCUCACCAGCGACGGCGACUCCGCGCACCUCAACCGCUGCUUCACCGAAGCCGUCCUCACGCGUGUGCUCAGCCACCCCUGCGUCGUGCAGUGCUUCGCAACCGCCAUCUCCCAGCUCUCCCCCGGGGUGUGGGACGCCAUCCGAGCCCGCUGCCAGCGCCAUCGCUCCCUCCUGCGCGACACCUCCCUCGCCCGCUCCGUAGCCGCGGCGGUGCAACAGGAGGCGGCAGGCGGGCUAGGGGCGCCCCAGAGCUCCGAAGCACCACCCGAGCGGCAGCAAUCGCAGCCGCAGCUGCAGCAGUCACUCUUGAAGCAGCACUCCCAGCUGCUGCAGCAACAGCAAGCGGCAGCAGCAGCAGCUGCCUCUGCCUCGCAGCAGCAGCAGCAGCAACGCGGCGGGCUACUCAGCCGGCGGGGCAGCGGCCGAGAGAGCAACCCCCGCGACCGCUCCGGAGCUCAAUUACAACGCAUCAUGCAGCAACAACUUGUCGUACAACAACAACAACAGCAGCAGCAACAGCAGUACUACAGCCAGUACCCGCCGCCGGUGCUGACCCACCUGCCGCGCUCGCAGCCUCAGCUGGUGGUGGCGACGGUGGGUGCGCCCAUGGUGGCGGGCAGCAGCAGCCGCCUGAGCUCCGCCUCCAUGCCGCGCCGACCCAUGGGUCCCGCGGCGGCGGCGCCAAGGGAGGUUGACCGCAGCCGUGAAGACGCCGGCGACAACGGCGGUGGUCGCAGCAGCGUGGCUCGCUCCUGUGACGCGGAGCAGGUGUUGUUGGAGAUGCGGCGGGUUGAGGGCUUGCUGGCGGCACCGGUGACGGUUACUGGAGCCGGGGCGGCAGCAACAGCAGCAGCAGCAGGCCCGCUGGGCGCCGACACGGGCAGCAGCCCCUGCCCUAGCCCCUUCAGGUUGCGUCCCUGCAGCUCCGCGCGACCCAGCCUGUUCGGCGGGCCGCUGGGUCCGUUCGGCGCGCUGGGUCCGUGUCCCAGUCUGGACCGUGCAGUGGCUGGGGGCUCGGUGGUGGGCGUGGAGGAGGAGGAGGAGGCGGUGGAGGGCGGGGAGCUGUGCGAGGGCGGGGAGGGGGGCGGUGUGAGUGUGGUGCAGGCGCUGACGUGGCUGCGGGCGGGUGAGGGACGGCACUGCACGCUGGUGGUGAUGGAGUACAUGGACGCAGGCACGCUGCACACCGCCAUCUGCCGCGGCGACUUCAGCGCCCGCCGCUCCCAACCCCACCGCUCCCGGCUGCUGGCGCUGCUGCUCACCGCGCAGGAGCUGGCGCAGGGCAUGGCCCACCUGCAUGGCCUGGACAUCCUGCACGGCGACCUGAAGCCCACCAACGUGCUGCUCAAGGCCUGCCCCUGCCAGUUCGCACCCGCGCCGCUGUCCGCAUGUGCCUCCACAUGCUCCCUCUCCACCACUGCUGGCGGGGCGGCCACCGCAGCGGCAGCGGCAG
This is a messenger RNA of Astrephomene gubernaculifera, 2227 nucleotides long. Lineage: Eukaryota; Viridiplantae; Chlorophyta; Chlorophyceae; Chlamydomonadales; Astrephomenaceae. The record is from the annotation of a GenBank genome assembly.